GGUGGCUCCGACGGCGGCGGUGCUGGCGAGUGGAGAGGAAAUGGCCGGAAGGUCCCCGGCGUCAACUGCCGAGCCCGUCGCGGGAGCCGUGGACGGGGCGGAGAAGGCCGGAGGGCAGGACAUAUCCUCACAGAAAAUUGAAGACUUGAUGGAAAUGGUGAAAAAGCUGCAGAAAGUGGGAAGCCUAGAGCCCCAAGUUGAGGUCCUGAUUAACCGGAUUAAUGAGGUCCAGCAAGCAAAAAAGAAGGCCAAUGAAGACCUAGGAGAGGCCCAGACCAUCUGCGAGGCCCUGCAGAAGGAACUGGACUCACUGCACAGAGAGAAAGUACGCCUGAAGGAGAUCUUGAACAAAAAGCAAGAGACCCUGAAGAUCCUCCGGCUGCACUGCCAGGAGAAGGAAAGUGAGGCACAGAGGAAGCAUGCCAUGUUGCAGGAGUGCAAGGAGAGAAUUUCUGCUCUGAACGUAAAGAUCGAAGAAAAGAAGGAAAAACAGAGACAGCUGAGGUUGGCUUUCGAGGAGCAGCUGGAAGAUCUGAUGGGCCAACACAAGGACCUCUGGGACUUCCACAGGCCAGAGCGGCUAGCAAGAGAGAUCUGCACCCUGGACAGCAGCAAGGAGGAGCUGCUCGAGGAAGAGAAGCUGGUCAAGGUGAAGCUGGAAGAUGUGAAGCAACAGCUGUGCUCCCUGUGUGGUGCUGAGGGCCCCUCCACCCUUGAUGACGGCCUCUUUCUCCGCAGCCAGGAGGCAGCAGCCACAGUGCAGCUGUUUCAGGAAGAGCACAGGAAGGCUGAGGAGCUCCUAGCAGCUGCUGCCCAGCACCACCAGCAGCUGCAGCAGAAGUGCCAGCAACUGCAGCAGAAGCGGCAGAGGCUGAAGGAGGAGCUGGAAAAGCAUGGGACACAGGUCCCUGCCCAAGCCCAGAGCACACAAGAGGAAGAGGCUGGCCCAGGAGAUGUGGCUCCCAGACCGGGUAGACCAGUGACAUGGCAGAGUUGAGAGGCUCACUGGAGAGCACCAUUUCCAUGGAAAAAUGGAACGUGGCAAAGUACAGAAAUUCUUCAGUCAGUUCAGGAGAGAGGAGUUCUCUAAGAUGCCAUUAAUCAUACCUGUUUUUAAACAAACUGGCUUAUAUAUACACUAUCCAACAUGACUUUUAAAUCAAGUGGAAGUUAGAAAGUAUGUUGAACUGAACGGCAAUGAAGACACCACAUUUUAAACUGCAAUUGAGUAAGCCCAUGAUUAGAAGGAACUUUUUAGCUUUUGUUGGUUCACUACAAUUUUUUUUUAAAAUCAACCAGUUACUCAGUUAAGAAUAAAAGGUCUUUGACACAGUUCAACACCUAUUCAUGUGAAAAAAAAAACUCAUAAGAAAGUAAAUAGGCAAUUCCCUUA
This is a messenger RNA of Saimiri boliviensis boliviensis (Bolivian squirrel monkey), 1393 nucleotides long. The record is from RefSeq and is a predicted model, not a curated record. Lineage: Eukaryota; Metazoa; Chordata; Mammalia; Primates; Cebidae.